GCAUGCUGUCAUAGUAGUAGAACGAUGUAUGGUGAUGUGUUCCAUCGAGUAAUUGACGGUCUUUAAUUAUAAACCAAGUAUUUUUACUAGAAUUUAUUUCUUUACUAUUAAAAGAUGUGGUUGCAUAUAAAGAUGUCGGAAAUAUAUAGAUCGAAAAAAUUUAAGGAUUGCUGACAAGCAAAAUAUGAAGAUAAAAAACUAAAUGUUGUUUAAUAAUAUUAUGUAUAUACGUCCGCACAACGAGUUCAAAGGAUACAUUUUUUGAUAUACCAAAUUUAAUUGAGAGAGAUAGAAAGGGAGAGUGAAAGAGAGAAAAAAGAGAUAUGAUUUUUGUUUGAUACAUAAGAAAUAUAAUUAAAAAAAAAUCAUGUUACCCGAAUUAGCAAAGAAGAAGCAUGCUAAAUAUUUCCAAAGAUUAUUACAAAUUAUGCCGAGUAGAUUGGCAGAAUUAGAUUCCAGUAGAUCGGUGAUAGCGUUUUUUGCUAUAUCUGGAUUAGACGUAUUAAAUUCUUUGGAUGAUAUCGGAGAUGAUAUGAAAGCAGAUGUCAUUGACUGGAUUUAUAGACUUCAAAUUUCGGGAGCGGGACCACGCUCUGGCUUUCAAGCAUCUACAACAAUACCAAAAGAGGCCUCUAAGUAUCAAUGCGGUCAUUUAGCAACAACUUAUACAGGAUUAGUUACUCUUGUAAUUCUUGGAGAUAAAUUAGAUAGAGUGGAUAAAAAAUCUGUUAUCGAAGGAGUACGUGCCUGUCAAAACCCUGAUGGAUCCUUUAAAGCUAUUGUAAUGGGUUAUGAAAGCGAUAUGAGAUUUCUUUAUUGUGCUUGUUGCGUUUCUGCAAUUUUGGAUGAUUGGUCAGGUGUAAAUAAAUCAAGUGCCAUCGAUUAUAUUUUAAGGAGCAUUUCAUACGAUGGUGCAAUUGGCCAAGGCCCUGGACUUGAGUCUCAUGGAGGAUCGACCUUUUGCGCAAUAGCAAGUUUAUUUCUUAUGAAUGAACUCCAUAAUGUAUUGACUGUGGAACAUUUAAAUAGAUUAAGGCGCUGGUGCCUAAUGAGACAAGAUGGUGGUUUUCAUGGUAGACCUGGAAAACCAUCCGACACUUGUUAUAGUUUCUGGAUUGGUGCAACAUUACAACUUCUUGAUGUUGGAUCAUUGUCAGAUCCUGAUGAAAAUAAAGCAUUCCUAUUAAAAACGCAAGAUACAUUAGUAGGUGGAUUUGCAAAGUUUGAUAAUUGUACUUCAGAUCCUUUACAUACAUAUCUAGGAUUAUGUGGUUUGAGCCUAUUGGGAGAGCCUGGUCUUAGUUCAAUAAAUGCAGCUCUUAAUAUUUCUGAACGAGCUUAUAGACAUUUACAAAAAAUUCAUGAAACAUGGCGACUACAGUGAUGAUAAUAUAAACGAAAGAACUGUUCGUAAUCAUAUCAAGCGCACAGAUAAAAGUAUAUCGAAUGGUAUAUUUAAAUUUGAAUAUUGAAAUAUAUAGUGUCCGCUGUGUUAUGUACGCUGAAGAAACAUUAUUCUAAAAAUAGUCAAUUACUGUCUAUACUAAUCAGAAACAUUAUACUUUAUUAAUAUUUAAUUUGAAACAAU
This is a messenger RNA of Polistes canadensis, 1588 nucleotides long. It is a transcript of the gene betaggt-I, whose product is annotated as geranylgeranyl transferase type-1 subunit beta. Bases 368 to 1384 code for a protein of 338 amino acids. Gene Ontology annotation, biological process: protein geranylgeranylation. Gene Ontology annotation, molecular function: CAAX-protein geranylgeranyltransferase activity. The record is from RefSeq and is a predicted model, not a curated record. Gene Ontology annotation, cellular component: CAAX-protein geranylgeranyltransferase complex. NCBI's taxonomy places the organism in Eukaryota, Metazoa, Arthropoda, Insecta, Hymenoptera, Vespidae. The transcript has 3 exons.